Molecule: messenger RNA, 789 nt
Organism: Dictyostelium purpureum
Lineage: Eukaryota; Evosea; Eumycetozoa; Dictyosteliales; Dictyosteliaceae
Exons: 2
Coding region: 1-789 (262 amino acids)
Molecular function (GO): hydroxyacylglutathione hydrolase activity
Source: RefSeq, a predicted model, not a curated record
AUGAAGGUAAUUCCAGUACUUGUAAAUAGAGACAACUACUCUUACUUGUUAGUCGAUGAAAAAAAUAAACUUGGUGUUGCUAUAGAUCCAUGUGAACCAACUAAAAUAAUUUCAGCAGCUCCAAAAGAUAUUCAAAUUGAAAAUGUCUUUACAACUCAUCAUCAUUGGGAUCACGCAGGAGGUAAUAACCAAAUUAAAGAGCUUAUUAAAGGUGUAAAAAUUUAUGGUGGAGAUGAAAGAAUCGAAGGUAUUACAAAUAAAUUAAAUGAUGGGGAUACUAUAAAAAUUGGAUCAUUAACCAUUAAAACAUUAAAAGCACCAGCACAUACAAGUGGACAUGUUUUAUAUUAUGUAUUGGAUGAAGAAGAGCCAAAUAAAAGUGUUUUGUUUACAGGUGACACAUUAUUUAUUGGUGGCUGUGGUCGUUUGUUUGAAGGUGAUCCAAAACAAAUGUACCAUGCACUCUAUGAAAUUAUUGGAAAAUUACCAGAGGAAACUUUAGUUUACGUUGGCCAUGAAUAUACCCUAAACAAUUUAAAAUUUGCUUUAACUUUAGAAUCAGACAAUAACGAUUUAAACAGCUAUUUCAAGCAAGUCGAAAAAAUGGUUGCAAAUCAACAACCAACCGUUCCAUCCACAAUUAGUAAUGAAAAGAAAAUUAAUCCUUUCAUGCGUUGUCAUUUACCUUCAAUUUAUAACAACUAUUUAAAAGCCAACCCACAAUCACAAGUACCACCUGACACAAUUGCCGUUUUAGGUUAUAUUAGAGAAUUAAAAGAUAAAUUUUAA